ACCCUAACCAUCUCUCUCUCUCUCUCUCUCUCUCUUUCAAAACCAAAACCCAAUCUCAAAUCAAAAUCAAAAUCCAAAUCCCUCACAAAUUUUCUCAGGAAAAUCCAACGAAACAAACUGCUAUGGGUUCGAAAUCCAGGGCCGAUAACUCACACUCUGGCGAUGGUGCCAGCCCCGGGAAGAUCUUCAUUGGAGGAUUGCACAAAGAGACAAGCUUUGGGGCGUUUAGGAGUUACUUUGAGAAAUACGGAGAAAUAACAGAUGCAGUGAUAAUGAGAGAUCGGUAUACUAAUCAGCCUAGGGGUUUUGGGUUCGUCACUUAUGCUGAUCCUUCAGUAGUUGACAAGGUCAUUGAAGACACCCAUAUCAUCAAUGGCAAACAGGUUGAGAUAAAGAGGACCAUUCCCAAAGGCCAAGGGCAGUCAAAGGAUUUCAAAACAAAGAAGAUAUUUGUUGGUGGGAUUCCAUCAUCAGUCACUGAAGAUGAGUUGAAGAAUUUCUUUUCCAAGUAUGGGAAGGUGGUGGAACACCAGAUCAUACGUGAUCAUGAAACUCAUCGUUCCCGAGGUUUUGGAUUCGUUAUUUUUGACAAUGAUGAAGUUGUAGAUGAAAUGUUAACAAAGGGAAAUAUGAUUGAUAUGGCGGGUACCCAGGUGGAGAUCAAGAAAGCUGAACCAAAGAAAGCCUCAAACCCACCACCUGCUCCAGCAUAUGGUAGCAACUCUAGGUCUCGUUCUUUCAAUGAUGGCUUUGGUGGUUUUGGCAGUUCUUAUGGAGGUUUUGAUGGAGGGUUUGGUCCAGGUCCCUAUAGGACUCCAGGAGGUCUUGGCAGUAGGCUUGGUGGUGGUGGUGGUGGAUAUGGUUAUGGCAGUGGUAGUGGCGAAUAUGGUGGUGGUUAUGGGGGUUUUGGAGCCAGUAGCUUAGGUGGCUACCGUAGUGAAUCUUCACUUGGUUAUUCUAGUCGCUUUGCACCUUAUGGUGGCGGUUUUGGUGGCAGUUAUGGAAGUGGUUUAGGUGGAUAUGGUCGAGGGAGUGAAGGCUAUGGAAGUUAUGGAAGUUCAGGCUAUGGUGCUGGUUAUGACUCCGGGCCUGGCGCUAGUUAUGGUGGAGCAGGUGGGCUGUAUGGAAGGGGAGGCUAUAGUGGCACUAGUCGCUACCAUCCCUAUGCGAGGUAGAAUUGAAAGGCACUAGUAUCUUCCCUAUGCGACAUAGAAAUGGAGAGGUUUUCAUGCAGUUGCUUAAUCCUUGCCCUAGAAGUUUCACACAGGCUCCUCUAGUUUUGUUUCUCCUGCAUUCAUAGGCACUUUCUCACAACUACUAAAGGCUAUUACAACUAGUGGGGAAGCUUUGAAGGAUUGGAAGAGUUUUUAUUAGACUUUCUUCUAUUGUAUGGUUUAGACAAACUUAUAGAUUGCUUCAGAGUAGUGCUUGGUGUCUACUAUGGCUGUCAUAUUUUAGUUUAAUUUCAUUUUAGCAUGUUAUGUAGACUAUUAGACUAUAGCUUACUUAUGCGGUGUUUGUUAUCA
Messenger RNA from Quercus robur (English oak), 1526 nucleotides. RefSeq names its product heterogeneous nuclear ribonucleoprotein 1. Gene Ontology annotation, molecular function: RNA binding. NCBI's taxonomy places the organism in Eukaryota, Viridiplantae, Streptophyta, Magnoliopsida, Fagales, Fagaceae. Gene Ontology annotation, cellular component: nucleoplasm. Gene Ontology annotation, biological process: regulation of gene expression. The coding region runs from base 123 to 1175 and encodes 350 amino acids. The record is from RefSeq and is a predicted model, not a curated record. The transcript has 6 exons.